This is a messenger RNA of Dothidotthia symphoricarpi CBS 119687, 739 nucleotides long. RefSeq lists its product as uncharacterized. The transcript is spliced from 3 exons. Lineage: Eukaryota; Fungi; Ascomycota; Dothideomycetes; Pleosporales; Dothidotthiaceae. The record is from RefSeq and is a predicted model, not a curated record. The coding region runs from base 154 to 660 and encodes 168 amino acids.
AUUGGUGGUCGCCCGGAGGAAAGUAGCAAGGAGCAAGAUGAUGAGGGCUGGAGGGACGGCAAUUGGUGGGUUGAUAGAGAGGAUGAGGCAAAGUGGAGUGUGAAGGGUACUGAGGUUCUGGAGUUGGGCGCGGGCGUAGGACUAGGCGGUGUCAUGAGCGCGUUGACAGGCGCGAAAGAGGUCGCCGUAACAGACUAUCCAGCGCCUCCUAUCCUCGACGCAAUCACCACCAACAUCUCGAAGAACGUCCCGGCGCACCUUCGACCCCACGUCACUGUCCAAGGACACCUCUGGGGCGACACCACGUCCGACUUUGCAGUUGCAAACGCCCACCGCUACACGCGCAUCCUCGCCGCCGACUGCUUGUGGAUGUUGUACGAGCAUGCGAACCUCGCCAAGUCCAUGCUGCACUUCCUCUCAGACUCUCCCGAAGCGCGCAUAUUCUGCAUAGCCGGAUUCCACACCGGUCGAGCGAAAGUAGCGCCGUUCUUCGAAGAAGUGAUUCCCCAGCACGACCUCGAAGUGGAGGAGAUAUUCGAGAUGAACGCAGACGGCAAGCGACGUCCCUGGGCGAAGGAGCGCGACGGCGGGCGCGAGGACAUUGGCGAGCGGAAGAAGUGGCUCGUGUUGGCGCAGAUACGGCGGCGUGUUCCAGCAUAGGUAGCUCGAGCAAGCCCCCCCCUUACACAGACAGACAGUGCUCUCACCGUAGUCCUCACACCCUCUUAAAGCACAGCGU